UGGCUCGUGUCAAACGGGAGAUCGGAGGGUGGCGCGAGCGAGAGGAGACGGGCUCGGUAACGGUCGCCACCGCCCCCCGGGGAUGAGGUGAGGUGUGAUGUCAUGAAUCCUACUGUAUGGAUGUGCUAUCAGUGCUGAUGGCACAGUUGAUCCAAUAUGAAUGUGCAUGACAUUGGAGGAAGACGACGCUAUGAAGACAAUGAGUUUACAUUACAAGUUUACCCAGGGAAUAUAGCAGAAGACACCAUUUAUUGCCCUGUUACUGCAAGGAAAAACACUAGUGCUGCAGAAGUUAUAGAAACCCUUAUUUAUAAAUUGCAGCUUGAAAAGACGAAAUGCUACGUCCUGGCAGAAGUAAAAGAAUUUGGUGGGGAGGAGUGGAUACUCAAUCCAUCAGACUGUCCUGUGCAGCGCAUGAUGCUUUGGCCACGCAGUGCCCUAGAAAAUCGAUUCAGCAGCGAGGACUAUCGCUUCUUACUUAGAGAAAAAAAUCUUGAUGGCUCAAUUCAUUAUAAUAAUCUACAGUCAUGGCUGAGAGUGACGGAGGAGCGAAGGAGGAUGAUGGAGCGGGGAUUUUUGCCCCAACCCCCGCAGAAGGAUUAUAAUGAUUUGUGCAAUCUACCGGACUUGAAUGAAAAAGCACUCCUGGACAACCUGCGCAACAGGUUUAAACAAGAAAAAAUCUACACGUAUGUGGGAACGAUUUUAAUUGCCAUAAACCCUUUCAAAUUUCUUCCUAUUUACAAUCCCAAAUAUGUAAAAAUGUAUGAUAAUCACCAACUGGGAAAGCUGGAGCCCCAUAUAUAUGCAGUUGCUGAUGUGGCAUAUCAUGCCAUGCUGCAACGCAAAAAGAACCAAUGUAUAGUUAUUUCAGGUGAAAGUGGUUCAGGGAAGACACAAAGUACAAAUUUCCUGAUCCAUCAUCUUACAGCUCUGAGCCAGAAGGGUUUUGCCAGUGGAGUGGAACAAAUUAUUCUUGGAGCGGGUCCUGUACUGGAGGCUUUUGGGAAUGCAAAGACAGCUCAUAAUAACAACUCGAGCCGUUUUGGUAAAUUCAUUCAAGUGAACUACCAGGAGACUGGCACUGUACGAGGAGCUUAUGUUGAAAAGUACCUGCUGGAGAAGUCGCGGCUGGUCUACCAGGAGCAUAAUGAACGAAACUAUCAUGUAUUCUAUUACUUGCUGGCAGGAGCCAAUGAAGAAGAGAAAAAAAGUUUCCACCUGCAGGAGCCUGAAGAAUACCAUUACUUGAAUCAGAUGACAAAGAAACCACUCAGACAGACUUGGGAUGAUUAUUACUAUGAUUCAGAACUGGACAGUUUUUCUGUUGAGGGCGAGGAUCUGAAACAUGACUUUGAGCGCUUACAACUAGCCAUGGAAAUGGUUGGAUUCUUGCCCAAGACACGCAAACGGAUAUUUUGCCUCCUGUCUGCAAUUUUACAACUUGGGAAUAUAAAAUACAAAAAGAAGACUUAUCGAGAUGAUUCAGUCGACAUUUGCAACCCAGAAGUGUUGCCCAUUGUCUCGGAGCUUCUGGAGGUUAAAGAAGAUGCACUGUUUGAAGCACUGACCACCAGGAAGACUGUGACAGUUGGAGAGAGACUUAUUCUGCCCUAUAGACUAUCUGAGGCAAUAACUGUACGUGACUCCAUGGCUAAGUCACUUUACGGUGCUCUAUUUGACUGGAUAGUAUUCCGAAUCAACCAUGCACUCCUUAACAAUCGUGACCUAGAAGAACACCAGAAGAUUCUUUCCAUUGGUGUACUUGAUAUUUUUGGCUUUGAGGACUAUGAGAACAACAGCUUUGAACAGUUCUGUAUCAACUUCGCUAAUGAGCGGCUUCAGUACUACUUCAAUCAGCACAUUUUCAAAAUGGAGCAGGAGGAGUACAGGUCAGAAGGUAUCAGUUGGCACAAUAUAGAUCAUACAGACAACAGUGGCUGUAUUAAUCUCAUCAGCAAGAAACCCACAGGCUUACUGCACCUAUUGGAUGAGGAGUGCAAUUUUCCACAGGCAACAAAUCAGACGCUGUUGGAAAAAUUCAAGCGGCAGUAUGAAGGGAACAAUUAUAUCGAGUUCCCAGCGGUGAUGGAGCAAGCUUUUAUAGUAAAACACUAUGCAGGGAAAGUCAAGUACCAAAUGAAGGAUUUUCGAGAAAAGAAUACUGACCACAUGCGUCCCGACAUUGUCGCACUUCUGAAAAGCAGUAAGAACGCCUUCAUCAGCACUCUGAUUGGCAUUGACCCAGUAGCUGUCUUCCGCUGGUCAAUACUGAGGUCCUACUUCCGAGCAGCGGUGGCUUUCCGAGAGGCUGGAAAAUGCUAUGUUGUGAAGAAACCUGGGCCUGGUGAUGCUGUUCCAUUUCCGGUUUUGAAAAGUGUCGAUAGUUUUAGCUUUCUGCAUCACCCAGUUCAUCAGAGGAGUUUAGAGAUUCUCCAGAGGUGCAAGGAGGAGAAGUACAGUAUUACGAGGAAAAGCCCCAGGACACCAUUAUCUAACUUGCAAGGGACAAACACCAUCAAUGACAAAUCAACACGUGACCUACAUGGAAUAAGCUGGAAUGGCAGGACAGGAGUCCAGGCUGCAAGGCUUUCCUCUAGUCAUUCUCUGAUUGAUGAUGAAGGGACUUAUUUGAAUUCUUCUAGCACAAAGCUAUUGGAGAGGGCUCAUGGUGUCCUGAUGAGGAAUAAGAACUCCAAAACCAAACUUGUUCUACCAAAGCACUUAUUAGAUGUGAAGUCGCUGAAGUACCUGAUGGGCCUGACAUUUCAUGACCGUAUUACCAAGUCUUUGCUUCAUUUGCACAAAAAGAAAAAGCCACCCAGCAUUAGUGCCCAAUUUCAGGCUUCUCUAAAUAAACUGAUGGAGACUCUGGGACAGGCAGAGCCCUACUUUGUCAAAUGUAUUCGAUCAAAUGCAGAAAAGGUAGCUAUGCUUGGAAAUUUAAUAAUUUUUCAGGAAUUUGUGGCUCAUUUCCAUGUACUUCUGCCACAAGGCACCAUCUCUUCUCAGUGCAAUAUCAGGAGAUUUAUGAGAAAUGCGAACCUCGAUGUAGCCACUUAUCAAGUAGGAAAAACAAUGAUAUUUAUGAAAGAGGUUGAGCGUCAAAAGCUGCAGGACAUGUUGCACAAGGAGGUCCUGAGACGAAUUGUUUUGCUUCAGAGCUGGUUCCGUGCCGUCCUUGAACAGCGACAGUUUCUCGAUAAGAAGCGGGCAGCAAUUAAAAUACAGAACUGUUGGCGACACUACAAAAUGAAAGAGCAUCUAAUUUGCACAGACCUCAGUGUUUUAAAUGCAGCAGCGACCAGUAUUCAGGCUGUGUGGAAAGGUUACCAACAGAGAAAAAUGCUCUUGCAAAUGCAUGAUGCAGCAAUUGUCAUCCAGAGGUGGUGGCGUGAUUACCACAGAUAUAGACUGGCAGCACUGUGCAUUCAGAAACACUGGCGACGAUACAAGGAGAUGCAAGCAUACAGAGCAUUCAGGGACAGUAUAAUAAAGAUUCAAGCUGCAAACAGAGGUUUUGUAGUACGACGCAGGUUUCAGGCAUUGAAAAGGCAGAAACUCAAAGAAGAGAAGAAACAACUGGAUAGUGAAAAGAUAGAGACCUUGAACAAACACAUCCCAGAUGAAAACCUUCCUGAAAUCAAUAAGCCUUUGCUGAGCAAGUUAGGAGAUAAACUAGUUGAGACUUGCACUUCAAAAGAAAAUGACAGUCAGCAAAUCCAUUCUGAAUGUAGUAAUAAUUCAGUAGAUUUGCAGGUUGGAACUUCUAACUUUUCUAAUAUUGCCAAUGUGCCACAGGGUGUGAUUGUCAGGGAGAGACCAAAGUCCUUUUCUGGAGAUCCAGACAAGCAGAAAGUGGUGCGUGCCAAAAGACAUAGUCGGAGAAUGCGAGAGUUGGAACAAGCCAAGUUUAGCCUUGAAUUGCUGAAGGUGCGAUCAGGCGGUGUGUCUCCCUCAGAGGAGGGACGCUGGUCCACUGAACUGGUAUCUGAUGGUGUGAAUUCCCUAUCUCCUCAGGGAACACCGGACAGCGAGAGCUCAAGAGGUAGUUUUGAAGUACCUAGCUGUGAAGAUGAACUGAAGGGAAAACAGUCUUUAACUGUUUCUGAUGAGCCAUUCUCUGAUUCCAGCCUGCAUACUACUCAGGAUUAUCUGUCAACAAGUCCCAAAUCAAAUAAUCACAGUCUGUCCACUAAUCCAACACUUCAUGGAACAAAUCUGCUUUCCAGUCUUUACACGAACACUAAUUAUUCUAGUCUUGACUCCAAAAUUCCAGAAACAGACAAUAAAGAGUUCCAUCUUCAAAGAUCAAAUUCUGAAGAUCGAUCUCCUAGUCCUAAAUCAAGUGACAGUCAGUUUUCAAGUUCUAAAUUGGACUGUCGUCCAUCUACUCAAUUACAAAAUCAUGAUAAUAUAUCCAGUAGCUCGAAGCCAAAUGAGACUAUCUUUGCACAUUCUGACCACUUUACGAUUGAAGGCACUAUUGCUGUACCCAAAACAGAUGAAGAAGGUGAUCAGUCACUUGAUGGUGAAUUUUCAAAAGAUGAACAGCCUUGUUUAGCAGACAAUACAGGCAUUAACCCCUUUCCUCAAAUUGCAAUUCUUGAAAGACUUGAGCGAUUAAAUGUACAGCAGGCAGAGAGACAAAAGCAGAAACGGCAGCAGAAUGAGAAGGAAAUGAUGGAACAGAUAAGGCAGCAAACAGAAAUCCUGGAGAAGCAACGCAAAGUUUUUGAAAAACAAGAGAAGGACAUGUUUGAGAGGCAGCGAGGGGAAGCGCUGCAGAAAAUAGAACAGUGCAGACAGAAUGAUAUUGCUCCCAUUCCUUUCAGACCUCCAAGUGAACAAACGGGUAGACCUCAGACCUGUCUUGCUUUGCGCUCAGACAAAAAAUGGGAUUCAAAUAUCAAUUCAGAUUCUCAAUCAAUAUCAUCCAAUGAGUCUAAAAUGUUAAACACUGCAGAAGUUUUUGAUAAUUACAAUACCACAAGCUGCCCUGGAAUAAAAGAUCGACCUAUCAGUAUGUUUUUUGAUAAGAAGGAUCUGCAACCAAGUGGCCUACAGGAAAUCGAUAAGCUAGAUGGGUGGACACCAAAACUCAGUUUGGAGUCCCGUGAAUCUGGUACAGAGCAACCCCGACCACCCAAACAGACAGGACCAGGGGCUGCAAACACAGGGGAAGAUGACAGGACCAAUGUCUUGUUUUUUAUGCCCAAAGACAAGAACACACUAAGCAAGUUUAACAAAGAUUCUGUGAAUCUGGAAAAAUCUGAAUUUUCUAAAGAAGGACAAGCUUUCAGAGAAAAGAUGGUGACAACAUCACGAUUAAAAUUAACUGAUGUUGCAAGACCAGCGCACAAAAAGAAAGCCCGCAUGGCGCGGACCCGCUCUGAUUUCUUGACUAGAGGCUCUAACGCUGAAGGGGAGAGAGAGUCUGAGGAAGAGGAAUAUGUUGACCCCUCCGCUGAGCCCCUUCCCUCUCCCGACCAACCUAGGCCUGAGCUGAGGCCCAAGGACAGUGCCAGACAGGCCUGUUACAGUGACUCAGAAAUGAUGCAGUCUACGCGGAAUGACGAUCAGAAGAAGCUGCACAAAGCACAGUCUCAAGAUGAAUUGGGCAGGUUGGACCCUGUUCAAGAAAGUUAUGUCCCAGAUGGCAGAGCUGUUUUGAAGGGUCGUAUGAGGUUCUGGGGAAACAGAAAACAAGGAGAAAAGAAGCUCUCAAGAGAGAAGCUAGCUACUCAGUCAGAGCUGCAGGAGCCCAGCAUGGGUCAGGAUGUCCAGGGGCCACUAUGGAGAAGAGAGCUCAAACCCAGUGAGGCUGUACUUAAUCUAACCACCACUGAAGGAAGGGACAGUCCUUUUAAAGGUCAGGAACUCAUAUCUCAUAAUCUGACCCCACCCAGGAGUCCUGAUUUAGGGCUAGAGCGAGGGAAAGAGUUUAAGGAGAAUAAAGAGCCAUCACCAAAAGUAAAGCGAAGGAGGAGUGUGAAAAUUAGCAACGUGGGCUUGGAGCCCAUACAGUGCCAGCACGACGAGUUACAGAUUAUUACCAGUGCCAAUGAUUUCAAGUGUAUGAAUGAAUUCCUGCAGAAGAAGAUCACUGACCUGGACACUGAUGACUGCAAGAAGGAUACAUUUGUGGAUGUUGUUUUUAAGAAAUCCCUUAAAGAGUUCCGUUUAAAUAUAUUCAACUCUUAUUCGGCAGCUUUAGCGAUGGACAAUGGGAAGAGCAUUCGGUACAAAGAUUUGUAUGCGCUAUUUGAGCAGAUUCUGGAGAAGACGAUGAGACAGGAGCAACGUGAUUGGAAUGAGUCUCCGGUCAAAGUGUGGGUCAACACCUUUAAGGUGUUCCUAGAUGAAUUUAUGAUGGAAUACAAAAUUCUGGAGAAUAACACUGGAAAGGCGCAAAAAGUUGAAAGAAAGAAGAGACGGAAGAAAGAAACUGACAUUGUGGAGGAGUACAAUGGUCAUAUUUUCAAAUCUACACAGUACAGUAUUCCCACCUACUGUGAAUGCUGUUCCUCCCUUAUCUGGAUGAUGGACAGAGCCUGCGUCUGCAAGUUAUGUAGGUAUGCUUGCCAUAGAAAGUGCUGCUUGAAAACUACGAUCAAAUGCUCCAAAAAGUAUGACCCCGAGUUAUCAUCUCGGCAGUUCGGAGUGGAGGUCUCCAGACUUACCAAUGAUGAGAGGUCAGUUCCAUUGGUGGUGGAGAAACUGAUCAACUACAUUGAAAUGCAUGGCUUGUAUACUGAAGGAAUCUAUAGGAAGUCUGGAUCAACCAACAAAAUCAAGGAGCUCAAGCAGGGCCUGGACACAGAUAUUAACAGCAUGAAUCUGGAUGAGUAUAACAUUCAUGUCAUUGCCAGUGUUUUCAAACAGUGGUUGAGGGACCUCCCUAAUCCUUUGAUGACGUUUGAACUCUAUGAUGAGGUUCUGCGAGCAAUGGGUCUCCCAGACAGAAAGGAAAUAAUUAGAGGUGUGUAUUCCAUAAUUGAUCAGUUGUCUCGAACUCACAUCAACACACUUGAACGGCUCAUCUUUCAUCUUGUAAGAAUUGCACUACAAGAAGAAACCAACCGGAUGUCUUCAAAUGCACUGGCUAUUGUCUUUGCUCCAUGUAUUCUUCGAUGUCCGGACACCACUGACCCAUUACAAAGCGUACAAGAUAUUUCAAAAACCACUGCGUGUGUGGAAUUGAUUAUUGUGGAGCAAAUGAACAAGUACCGAGCAAGGCUGAAGGACAUCAACAGCCUGGAGUUUGCAGAGAACAAAGCCAAGAACAGACUGUCGCUCAUCCAUCGCUCAAUAAAACCGGUUAUAAUAGCGGUUAGAUUCAUGAGCAUGAAUCGCAGUUCGAUUCCGCCGAAUGGUAAUAAAAAGGGUAAAGGUCGUCUUCGCCGCUCAAAUUACAGUAGCCCUGGCUCUCCAAUUGGAAUGCGACUGCCAUCAGUUGCAGAUGUUCCUGAAGAAACGGCAAGUGCUGAUGAGUCACCUGACAUGGAUUUGACUGAGCAACAGCAGGCAGCCAUGCAGCAAGAGGAGAGGGCGCUAACUGAGCAGAUAGAGACUCUGCAAAAAGAAAAGGAGGAGCUGACUUUUGAAAUGCUUGCUCUGGAGCCACGAGCCUCUGAUGAUGAAACCCUUGAAUCAGAAGCAUCAAUUGGAACAGCAGACAGCUUUGAAAAUUUAAGCAUGGAUUCUGAGGGAGCAGUAUCAGAAUGUUCUGAAAAAAAAUUAGUGAGCUCCAUCACCCCACACCGACCUGAAGCAGUGAACAGGCUGAGGAGGCCGCUAAGGAAGAAAGCAGAUUCUUUGGAAUCGGUUGAUUUAGCAGUUCAUUCAUCACCUACCAUGUCGUCGUCGUCAUCUUGUUUACCUCAAGGAGGAAGACGAUUCCGUUUUCGUUCAAAAUCACCAUCCCCACACACUUUAUACCACACCCACAAUAUUGCCAACAGCCCUGAGCAAAGAGCAGAUGGAGAUGGGGCAUACAGCCAGUUGAAAGUUCAAGAAGAGAGGCCACAGUUUACAAGUAGAGGCACCUUUAAUCCAGAAAAGGGCAAACAAAAACUAAAGAUGCUGAAGCGCUCAGCCCAGAAACCCAAAGAUCCAACUGAUGGGACCUUGAGCAUAGGGAAAAAGCGUAGUGCUGAACCUGACUUCAGUGCUCACCAGCAGGUGGUGGUAUUUGGGAACAAUGAGUUCAUGGUGUGAGGCCAAUGAUUUUCCAAGGUUUCUGAACUAAUUGGGUAGUGGUCUUCCUUCCGUCCCUACACAUCAUGUUCCUCUUGGUUGCUGCUAUCUAAGUACACCACAUGCAAUACGUCCAGUUCACAUAGAUGGCAUCACUGCCUCAAGGAAUAACAAAGGGAAGUGAUUUCUAUUGAUUUUUAAAAAACCUAUCGGAAGGUUUGUACUGUGGCCUUAACCAUUUAACAAUUGAAAAAUCUCUGCACGACCUGCUGGUAUGCCAAGAAAUAUCUGAGUUGUAUUUCAACAGUUGUUGGUCGCUGUUCUCAAGAGUAAAGAAGAGCAUCUGCACUCCAAAGGGUUAUGAGAGUGAGGCCAUAUUUGAAGAAGCACUUGCUUUCAAGAAAUCAAUCUUCCAGAAAAGAAGGGACUGCUGAGUCUACUCGUUCCAAAAGACUUGAGGAAAUAAGUGGAUCUUAAGUUUUAUCCCAUUGCCACACUCCAUUGAUGCUUGUAGAUAAAGAUCAAGUGAGCUUAUUUGAGAAAUCGCAGAAAGGCUAGAUGCUUACAAUCAGACUCAACAGCACUUCUCACUACCUUAGAGGCACUGCUGUCAGACCAAGGAUUUUUAAAUAUUUUAGGAACAGCCAGUGGCCACUGGGAAAUCUAAGCCAAAAUGUCUUUGUACAAAAAUGCAUUAACCAUGCAUACUAUGUCUGACAUUUUACAGGGUUUCAGGAACCACUUUACCAAUUAAGUUAAUGCUGCUCCUACCUGGGUGUGUAAAUUUAGAAAGUCUGGCAAAAGGGGACCAACCCAACUAAACAGCUUGCAAAACCAACAUCUGUCCAUGCAGCAACGGGCAUGAGCAAAAGUACAGUUACAUUACACCUUGUCAACUGUGAUGCAUGAUAGUAUAGCUAAGCCAAACCCAUGCUUGGUCCUUAUAAAUUUAGCCCAGAAGAAAAUCUUUUAUUGAAUUGUCAGUAUUAAAAGCAAAGAUGACUUGAAGAAUUUUUAGUCUGGUUUCUAAAGCUCACUGUUAAAUGUUUUGUUUUUAAGGUUUAUAUUUUAUUUGAUUUUUCUUCUCUAAAAAUGUUACUUCCAUGAUGUAAGAUUGUAGCUUCCUGUCCAAAGGGGAUAUAUGUGGAGUAGGUUAGGAACAAAACUGAAUGUAACAAUCACUGGAACGGGCAUGCUGGACUUCUCGUAAUCUAUAGUAUGCACAUGACUGUAUAUUUCAAGGAAUCUAUUUGUAAAGGAUAUAUUAUCCUGUGUCAUACUCUAUAAUAAGUACUGAUAUAAACUGUUCAGCAAACACAGCCCAAAUUGAGGUUUCUGUACAGUUUCAACUCUGUAUUUUGACGUUAGCCAUUGGAGUGGCCAACUUAUGUAUAAAAUGCAAUUUGUGUGUACUAUUUCUUAAGUGUAUCUGUAUGAUUGUACAAACAAGUUUAUGAACAAAUACCCUCACAGCUUAUUAAAUAACAAGAGCUGUAAAACUCACUGCUUGACUUUCUUCUUGUGCACCGAAGAGGAACCUGAAAGUGCUAUUGGCAAAACCUGUGUGUCAAGUAAUAGUGAAUGCAUUGUCACAUUUUUUAAAAAAAGCCUUCAUGCUAUGAACAUGAAGACAGGUCAACAAUGCUUGACUUCAUGUGCUUUCUGUGUGCAUAUGUUUGUGUACGUUUUAAUUUUUCCUUAUCCCAAAUCUACUUCUGAUGGAAAUGCUAGCCCAGCUAACUCAUUCUACUACCAGCCAAAACCACCUGAUUCAAUCAGAAACAGUUAGUAGUUACAUUUUCAACUUUGCAUGCUUCAGGCUUUCUCUCUGCUGUCAUCUAAUUGCUUUACUGCAGCUAGGAAGUUGGAGUUUCUUUUUGUUGAUCUUGCUUAGUCAGCUGACGGGCUUUGUGAGGUAGGAGCACUUUGAAGUCCCCCUCCUUUAUUAAUUUCUCUCUACUAAGGAGUGAUUUGGCCACGGGAAAUUGUUUUUUUUUUCAAGAGUACUGUAAUAGAAAUAUUCAUUGAUACUGACUAACCUGCAGAGAGAUCUGUAGGGGACCAGUGUUCAUACAGGAUAACUGCAGCAGGAGAGCAAUAACAGUUGGAGAUGGGGAAUACAUUCCCAUUUUGAUGAGCAGAAGCACUUCUGCCAGCUACUGGAAACUUUAGCUUACCAAAUUGAGCUAGAUCAUUCUGCAGUUCUUGUUAGCUGUGAUUUUUCUGUGCCUCCACCACUCCACACCCCAGCAUCCCAAGAGAAAACUAAUCUGGAACUACCAUGAUCUGUUUAAUAUGUCUAUAUUUAUUUAUAAACUACUGGAUUAUUUGGGUUGGAGCAUUGUCAAUGCUCCUUCAGUAAGUUAUUUCUUAAUCCCAUCAUGUAUCUUUUCUCAGUUGUAUGGAGUUCCUAGAUUCGUGGAAUUUCAAGGAAUUGCUCAGAUAUGUGACAAUUGGCACUGCUAAUACUUGAUAUGAUCGGUCACAGAUUCUUCUGAUUUCUAGUUUUUCUCCUCCAAUUUCUGUCCUGUAGGUGGCAGUGCACACUGAGAUAUGGGUGCACAGGCACUGGAUGCCACUAGUAUGCUACCCAAGGGACCACUUUUCAUUUGUAAACAAAGAAAAUGGUUGUAAGACAGCUGCACUUGAUGCUCCCCUGCCUAAUAUCCAACAUUCAUGCACUUUCUUGCAAAAAUGUCAGAAUAUAGAUCAGGGAUCCAUGGACCUCUAGCUUCACUUCUCUGGCUGAAGGUUGCACUCCAAAUACUAUGCCCCAGUGGUUAGAUCUGUUGAUGUGUGGAGACCAGCACUUGUGCGCGCACACAAUGUUUUGGCUUGAUAUUUGUUUGAAAACUAAGUGCAAAAUAACAUUUUUUGGGAAAAUGUGGGUUGGACAGUGUUAAGUAACAGUGGAGAACAUGAGGCAGUUGUAAGACUCUGAGGUCCCAGUGGGAUAACAUUGCAAAUCACAGGAGUGCAAGAGCUUUGCUUGAGCCUUGAAUUGUCUCCAGUUUGUACUUGAUGUGAUAAGAGCACCAAGCUGAGAAAGUUUCUUCACUUUCUGUAUCCGCUAUAUUGAAAGAUGUCAAUGAAAGUGCAAUGUAAGUAAGUGCAUUAUGUUGGCAUCCAGGAGCUGGUAUAAAGGGAUUACAGGGUUGGUGUUGGGAAUACAUUGCUGAAUUACUGUGUAUCUUGUAUGCUAAUUUAAUAAUUUGCCAUGACCUAAUAAAGUACCUUUCUGUC
This is a messenger RNA of Chiloscyllium plagiosum (whitespotted bambooshark), 11442 nucleotides long. NCBI's taxonomy places the organism in Eukaryota, Metazoa, Chordata, Chondrichthyes, Orectolobiformes, Hemiscylliidae. The record is from RefSeq and is a predicted model, not a curated record.